AUGGCUCAAACAGAACGAAGCAGAUCAUAUCCGGUCUACCCUCAACGAGAACAGCUUAUUCCAAACAAGAAUCUACGCUCCCGGAAAGGUGAAUCAUCUCCAAAUGGACAUUGGUUGGCGCCGACAACACCAACACUGGUAAACUUGUACAACGAUGAGGAUGAUUUCAGUCACCACCAACAGCAGGCAAAGAAGUCGAUCAUGGUGAGGGUGAAGGAGAAGGCAAAGAAAUGGAGGCAGAUGCUUGUGAAGAAAAGACAUGGAGGCAAAGAAAAUAGUGUCACACCGCCCUGGGGAGUUAGCUUGGACGAGGCAGACGAGGAAGAUCCUAAUUACCAAGGAGCCCCAAAGUACGAACCAGAGAUGGCACUUGAUAGUUAUGAAGAUUCGGCUUCGGAUGAUCAGUCAACAACUCACUACCCCAGUCCCAGCGAAAAUUCAACAAUCACUCAGCUCAGCGCUUUUGAUAGAGAAAUAGAGAUGAAGCAAGCUAAUGAUGGGCAUAGGCAACCAGCAUCGGACCAUGGUGGUGACGUAAAGGUUAUACCUGCACCACCAGAAACAACGGUGAUAACUCCAACCAAUGAAAAGACAAUGGUGAAGGAUAAGUACUUACCUCAACCACCGGUCAGCAAUGGUGGUGACAAUGACAAGACCCUGAGCGAGACGGUAACGGAGACGCUUGCUCCGGUCUACACCAUGAUUUCAAAGGCAACCCAAGCACUAAGCUCCAAGAUCCAAGAAUCAGGGCCAAGGUAUGAGACUACUGCAAAGCAAGUAUGGGAUAAGGGAGUCUCAAUGAAAGAGUAUCUGAUGCAAAAGCUGGAGCCCAGGGAGGAAGACAAAGCACUCCGUGAUGUCAUCACCGAUGCAGUAACCCCAAGGAAUGUUAGGCAUAGCUUUGCUGAUGUUGGCAUUGCAUCAAACAGGAAGGAACCAGUUUCUUCUUUAAUGGCAAAGGAAGAGCCCAUACCACUUGCUGAUCCUCGCUCAGGUAGGAAAAUUGCACAAGUGCGUACAUUCACAACAUAUUAA
Musa acuminata AAA Group (dessert banana) is the source of this 1035-nucleotide messenger RNA. RefSeq lists its product as uncharacterized. The transcript has 3 exons. NCBI's taxonomy places the organism in Eukaryota, Viridiplantae, Streptophyta, Magnoliopsida, Zingiberales, Musaceae. The record is from RefSeq and is a predicted model, not a curated record. Gene Ontology annotation, biological process: response to abscisic acid. Bases 1 to 1035 code for a protein of 344 amino acids.